Messenger RNA from Scatophagus argus, 3753 nucleotides. RefSeq names its product potassium channel subfamily K member 13-like. Gene Ontology annotation, molecular function: potassium ion leak channel activity. Lineage: Eukaryota; Metazoa; Chordata; Actinopteri; Scatophagidae. The transcript has 3 exons. Bases 874 to 2154 code for a protein of 426 amino acids. Gene Ontology annotation, cellular component: membrane. The record is from RefSeq and is a predicted model, not a curated record. Gene Ontology annotation, biological process: stabilization of membrane potential; potassium ion transmembrane transport.
CAACUUACUAAAGUGUGAUCUAGAAAGGCUGCUCUUCUGUUCAUGGGACUCGUCAUCAUGUUGUCAAAUUCCCAAUUUCACCAAAAUAGCUCUGUGUUGUCCCUGUGAUCGUGAAUAAUUUAUUUCGAGCCGCCGUUCCGUUGUGACAUUUGCUCACAUCGUCCCCGGGUAAGCAUGGACAAGAGCUUGAAUCCCUCAUCAGAACCCGGAAAGGUCAAGUGAUAUUGAUCUCACUAUGCAAACGCGUUCUAUAUUGUCUGAAUCAAACCUCUAAGGCUGGAAUCAGGUCAAACAUUUUCAGGCCGGUUCAGGACUCAUUAUAAGAUUCGGCUCUUACGAUGCCUUGCACAAGCUGACAUGGGGACAUAUCCAAUGAAAUUUAGCAGAUCUGACACAAUAGAAGUCGCACACUGUGGAGAAUGGACAGAAGCCGUAAAUUCAGCCCUAUGUUGGUGGUCAAUCGGCGGUGCGUAAAAUGCGCGCACAGGGGUGGGGACUUCUUUGGAGAGGCAGAACCGGAGCGCACAACAGCACGACUCUCUGCAUCCACAGGUUGCUCCGCGGCAGUCUGAGCAUCCCUGAGCCUCUCUGAGCAUCUUGGCAACCAAGACCUAAGAGUACAGCGUGCGGAGAUGAACAGAAGGGUGGUCAGAGGACGCGUUCGCCUGAACGAUUUGGACUUGGACUGCACAGAGAAACCCAUGGACAUCUCGAUCACAACCUGUCUGAGCAGCAGUCUAAGUGUAUUUCGCAGGACUUUCUUGUCGUAAAAAGAUUUUGUCAGCGUUUCUCCUGAGGACUGUGCGUUUCAAUCGAGACCACCAUGCCACAGGUCCUUCACGACAGCUGCACCAAGGCGAAAACAGCUACAUAAUGGCAUGUAGGAGCGGUUGCUGCUGCGGCUCCGGUCCUGUUAACGAGGAUAACGCGAGGUUCCUGCUGCUGGCGUUGUUCAUCAUCAUCUAUCUCCUUUGUGGAGCCGCCGUCUUCUCAGCGCUGGAGCAGCCAAAGGAGCGAGAGGCGAAGGAGCGCUGGGCGCAGAGGUUCGAGCAUUUCAGCCAGAGGUACAACCUGAGUAAGAAAGACCUGAAUAACUUCCUUAGAAACUACGAGGAGGCCAAUGUAGCGGGGAUCCGUGUGGACACAAUCAGACCUCGAUGGGAUUUCACCGGCGCUUUUUACUUCGUGGGGACUGUGGUAUCAACCAUUGGUUUUGGGAUGACUACUCCUGCCACCAUUGGAGGAAAAGUCUUCCUGAUGUUCUACGGCCUGCUCGGCUGUGCGGCCACCAUCCUCUUCUUCAACCUCUUUCUGGAACGAGUCAUCACAGUCAUUGCCGUCAUCCUCAAGUCCUGUCAUGAGCGACGACAUAACAAGGCUGUGCUCCCACAUAAUGGUCGGGAAGUGUCUGAAGGAAACAGAGCAGGUGGAGCUGGGGGGAGUGGAGGAGUGAAAGGAGAGGAUCUGGCUGGCUGGAAGCCUUCGGUCUACUGUGUCAUGCUCAUUCUAGGAGUGGCAGCCGUCUUGGUGUCCUGCUGUGCCUCUUUCAUGUACUCUGCAGCUGAGGGCUGGGGCUACCUGGACUCUCUUUACUUCUGCUUUGUGGCCUUCAGCACCAUCGGUUUUGGAGACAUGGUAAGCAGUCAGCGGGUUAUUUAUGAGGGCCACGCCACAGCAGCAUACCGGCUGGGCAACUUCUUCUUCAUCCUGACCGGCGUCUGCUGCAUCUACUCCCUCUUCAACGUCAUCUCCAUCAUCAUCAAGCAGGUCCUCAACUGGCUGCUGAGGAGGCUUGAAGGCCCCUGCCGUUGCUGUUUUCCCAGGAGGGGUCAUCACCCACAUCGACACCCGCGAAGAAACGUAGUGGCCCCAGGUCACCUUCGCACCCGAAGAGACCCCUCCAUUGAGACGGACGCCAUCAACGAGAGCGAGACUGACACUGGGCGCAGGAUGUCAGGGGAGAUGAUCUCCAUGAGGGACUUUCUAGCAGCCAACAAGGUGAAUCUGGCUAUUAUGCAGAAGCAGCUUUCAGAGAUGGCCAUUGGUCAUCCACGCCAGUCCAGCUCCACUUCACGUCAGAACGGAUUCUCUGAAGGGGUGGGCGCCCUUGGCAUCAUGAACAACCGGCUGGCAGAGACUAGUGUGGACAGAUGAGGAAGACAGCGUGAAUCCUUUUCAAAGGACACAAAAGGCUGAGAGGACGAGUGGAGUAAGGACAAACUGACACUGUGGACUGCCUCCCUGAAUAAAACAAAUAAAGAAAAAAAAACUUUUGGGUGGUGUAUAUGACUACAGAGGCCCCAAGUGGCCACAAAGAAGAAAAAUAUAUCACGUGUAUAGAGAGAGGUCCCAUUUUGCUAAAUCAAGUGCUCAAAACACUAAUGUGUAACAUUACAUAGAAUUCAUUCCCACACUUAAUUAAUUUGGUGGGAACGAGAUACAACCCAUUCCCAACUUUUGGUUUAUUUAUGUACACAGGGUAAGCAUACUUGCUACUUUGAAUUCAGAGCUAAAAUAUCAGCACGGAACGUUUUAAUCCAAUUACACCCACUGUGCGUAAAGACCCACACAACUCAUUAAACAGCACCAUUGGCUACUCCUUAAAUAAAAAAGAGCUAUUUAGAUAUGAUUUUAUACAGGUUAUCAAAAAAAAUUUCAACAAUUAUUGACUCCUAGUUGUUUGUGGUUUUGCUCUGUUACAUAAAAUUAAUUGUGUUCGUAGAUUAACCUUAGACGUUUGCUCUGCAUUGUUUUAAACCAGCCCCAGUAUCCCUUCAGGGCAGGUUGGUAUAAAUCACGAUUGUCUGGCAAGUACUACACAUUUUGCCCAAGAUACAUGAAGUCGAGGAGUGACUUGCAUUAAUGUGUUGCUGAAUUUCCUUUUGCACAUUUUACAGAUCAUCUCCGCUGGAUCUGUACUGAUUGUGAAAUGCACUUUGGGCUAAGGGAGCACCAUGCGUGGGCUCAGUAGCAUUCUUCUCCAUUUUGUUUAGCAGAUCCAUGUUAGAAAGUAACUUCUGGGGGUUAGCAAAAGGGUGAACUCUGUCAAAUUCAGAUUCGGCUCCACUCCUAUCAUGGACAUGAAUUAACCAAAACAUGAAAACGAAAUGUGUCAUGCCUACACGUAAUAGCAUUUCGAGUGCUCCGUUGUAGUAAAAUGUGACUUCCUCGAUGUAUAUAUACUUUCUCUCUAUGACCACUCUGGGGCUCCUUACAAGACAAGAAUUUAUGACUAGCCUAUGUGAUACAUCUUUUGCAUCAGCUAGCAAGCUGACCCCCAGCAGCUACACCUCAGAAUGACUGAUAUUUGCCAGCUUGCUGGAGUCUCACAUCUGGACCAAGCUCAUUCUACUGGAAUGCUCCUUCCUGAGGAAUUCAGUUUCCAUGGUAAUAAAAAAGCCUACCUAGAGCCAUUCAAUUCAAGCCUUAAGGACCUGAUAAAAUACACACUACUUCACAAUUAACUGCAACUUCCACUCAUCCACAGUACUUUGCAACACCCACUAUCCAUGUCCGCUUUACUGUAUCUGUCACUGUAAAGGACAUAAAUGAGAAAAAAUAGCUUUAAUGAAAUGGGUGUUUCUUGAUUGUGUGUCUUACAGUAGUUAUUAAAUAAAAUGAAAGAGAAGCCCAAUUCUUGUUAAUUGAAUGUUUCCCUUCUGUGCAGAAUGCAUAAUUUUACAAUUAGACUGUCACUGACUGUUACUCAUUCAAAUCAUUCAUAGCUCACACAUAGCCAUAUUACAUGCUGUU